Molecule: messenger RNA, 2643 nt
Organism: Pedinophyceae sp. YPF-701
Lineage: Eukaryota; Viridiplantae; Chlorophyta; Pedinophyceae
Source: the annotation of a GenBank genome assembly
AUGCGGCCGGCGGCGCUGGCGGGGCGCUGCACGCGCGUGAUCGAGGGAGCACUGCAGUGGGGCAGGACGAGAUGCUCGGCGCACAGCGGGCGCGGGAUUCCGCGCCCCUGCCCGGUCACCACGCACCGUCUACAUACGAGGUCGAUCGAGAGGGCGUGCGGCUGGGAAACGGCCGUGGUUCGCCGACGCGGCGGGGGGACGCUGCGGCGCGAUGUGUGGGUGCGGUCGGUCGCGGGGGCCGCCGACGGCCGGGGGGGGCUCCAGGGUGACGGGCGGGCGAGCGUUGUGUUGCGCGUGGACGGUAUGAAGUGCGGCGGCUGCGUGGCUGCGGUGGAGAGGAGGCUCAUGGGAGUGCCUGGUGUGCACACUGCCGAAGUUAACCUCCUAACAGGGACCGCUGUUGUGCAUCUCGACGCAAGCGCGGUGUCGACGAGCGACCUGGAGUCCAACGGCGUCCCGUCGCCCCAGGUUCAACGGCUGCAGAAGGCGCUCUCCGAAGGCGGGUUCAGCGCGCGAGAGCCGCCGGCGGGCCACGCUGACGGGCCAGCGCAGGGGCCGGCAGAGGCACAGUCGACGCUGGCACAGCAGGCCGCGAGGGAAGCCGCGGAGGCCUCGCGUCGCGCCCUCGUCGCCUUUCCGCUCGCCGUCGCAGCCACGGCGCUGCAUCUGGCCCACGCAGGGCUCCUGCCAGCCGCGUUGGCCACGGGCCUGCACUGUGCCGGACCCUGGUUCGCCGCUGCGCUCGGCGCCACGGCCGUGUUCGGGCCCGGCCGGCAGCUGCUGAUCGACGGCAUCAAGAAGCUCAGGGCGCUGGAGCCAAACAUGAACAGCCUGGUGAUGUGUGGGGCCGUGAGUUCACUUGUGGCGGGCGUGGCACAGCUCCUGCACCCCGCCCUCGGGCUGCCUGCGUGCUACGCUUCGGAGCCCGCGAUGCUGCUCGGGUUCGUCCUCGCCGGGCGCGCCGCCGAGGCUCGCGCGCGCGCUGCGUGCAUGACGGACGUCGGCGCGGUGGCCUCCCUGCUGCCCGCCGACGCGCGCCUGUGCGUCGGCGACCGCACGCUGUCCGUGCGCGCGGCGGGCCUGAAGCCCGGCGACGUCGUGGUCGUCCGCGCGGGCGAGGCCUUCCCCGCCGACGGGGUCGUCGUGAUGGGCAAGUGCUGGGCGCAGGAGGGCGCCUUCACGGGCGAGCCGACGGCCGUGCGGCGCGAGGAGGGCGACAGCGUGAUGGCCGGCGUGACAAACCGGGACGGCAUGGUCCGCGUCCGCGUGACCAAGCCGCCCGCGCAGAGCCUUGCCGCGGGCAUCCUGCGCGAGGUGGAGCGCGCACAGGCGCGCCGGGCGCCGCUGCAGAGCAUCGCGGACAAGAUAGCCGGGCGGUUCUGCGUCGGCGUGAUGGCCACGAGCCUCGCAACGCUGCUGUUCUGGUCCACCGCGGGCGCGACGCUCUUCCCGCAGGUGGUGGCCGGCAACCCCCCCGCGCUGCUCGCUGCGCGCCUGGCCGUCGGCGUGCUCGUCGUGGCGUGUCCGUGCUCGAUGGGCCUCGCGACGCCGACGGCGGUGCUCGUCGCCACCUCGCUCGCGGCCCGGCGCGGCGUGUUGAUCCGUGGCGGCGACGUGCUGGAGCGGCUGGCCAAGGUGGACACGGUGAUGCUGGACAAGACCGGCACGAUCACGCACGGCGAGCUGCGCGUGGAGGACGUCGAGCCGGUGGAGUGCGCGGCCAUGUUUGAGCGCUCGGAGCUGCGCGUGCUGUCGCUGGCGGCCGCGGUGGAGCAGGCGUCGACGCACCCGGCGGCGAAGGCGAUUGUGCAGCAUGCGCGGGAGCGCGAGGUCCACGUGCCGGAGGUGACGAAUGCGGUGACGGUCGCGGGGGAGGGCGCGUACGGCACGGUGGAGGGGCAGCAGGUGUACGUGGGCAGCUUGCGGUGGGUGCGCAAGCAGGCGGGGUACGGCAUCGGCGUGCCCAAGCAAACCACGUCAGAUCAAGUGGAGGUGGCGGUGGCCGUGGAGGGCCUCGGCCUCGUCGGAGUGAUACGCGCGAGGGACACCGUGCGGACGGAGGCGGGUGCGACGGUGGAGGCGCUGCAGGGCAUGGGCAUGCGGACGUGCAUGCUCUCCGGGGACCGGAAGCACCCCGUCAACGCGUGCGCGAAGGUCGUGGGCAUCCACGCGGACGACGCGUUCUGGGGAGUGUCGCCGCUGGGCAAAGCCGGCCUGCUGCGGGCCAUGGCCGCCGAGGAGGAUCACGUGGCGAUGGUUGGCGACGGGCUGAACGACGCUCCGGCGAUGCUGGCGGCGGACGUCGGUGUGGCGGUGCAGGGGGGGCUGGACGCCACGCGCCAGGUGGCGGGAGUGGUGCUCAUGGGCGACAGAAUCAACAGCUUGCCCCUGGCGUUCAGCUUGGCGCGGAGCACGGUGCGAACCAUCAAGCAGAAUCUCGCCUGGUCGCUCGCGUACAACGUGGUGGCGCUGCCGGCGGCGGCAGGCGUGCUGCUGCCCGUCUGCGGCGCCGCGCUCGAGCCCGCCAUCGGCGCAGGGUGCAUGGCGCUCAGCAGCAUCGCGGUUGUGGGCAACUCGCUGCGGCUGCGGUGGACGCACCGGGAGCGACGAGGCACGACCGCCCGCGCACGCCGCUAUAUUUGA